Epinephelus fuscoguttatus (brown-marbled grouper) is the source of this 3540-nucleotide messenger RNA. It is a transcript of the gene adcyap1b, whose product is annotated as adenylate cyclase activating polypeptide 1b. The coding region runs from base 305 to 832 and encodes 175 amino acids. Lineage: Eukaryota; Metazoa; Chordata; Actinopteri; Perciformes; Serranidae. The transcript has 5 exons. Gene Ontology annotation, molecular function: neuropeptide hormone activity; pituitary adenylate cyclase activating polypeptide activity; peptide hormone receptor binding. The record is from RefSeq and is a predicted model, not a curated record. Gene Ontology annotation, cellular component: extracellular region; perikaryon; neuron projection. Gene Ontology annotation, biological process: positive regulation of protein kinase activity; positive regulation of transcription by RNA polymerase II; adenylate cyclase-activating G protein-coupled receptor signaling pathway.
AAUCCAAGGCAAUCACAGCACAGGACAAAAGUUUUGGAGCAACGAUAUGUAGACGAACAUACGGCGCACUUUGCCCAGCCGAGUUUCUCUGUUCGCCGGUGCGACUGCUUGACUCCUAUUAAUUGUGCCUAAGAGUGAGAUAGGCUGCACUGAGGGGAACAUAAGGAGACGACGGAGGCGCUUCAGCCAGGGAAGAAGUGCCGUGAGAAAGAAACCGUCUCUCUCACACACUCACACACACUUACCACCACAGCCGCGCCCGGAUCACAUCCUACAGCACAGCGCUCUGCUCCCCUGCUAUAGCAUGGCCAGUUCGAGUAAAGCCACUUUAAUCUUGCUCGUCUACGGAAUCUUAAUGCACUACAGCGUCUUCUGCACACCUAUCGGACUAAGUUACCCUAAGAUUAGACUUGAAAACGACGCCUUCGAUGAGGAUGGGAAUGCAUUAUCCGACAUGGGUUUUGAUAGCGAUCAGAUUGCUAUACGAAGCCCACCAUCCUUAAACGACGACGCGUACACUCUCUACUACCCACCAGAGAAGAGACCAGAAAGGCAUGCUGAGGAAGAAUUAGAUAGAGCCUUGAGGGAGAUCCUGGGUCAGUUAACAGCGAGACAUUAUCUGCAUUCUCUGAUGACAAUUCGUGCAGGUGAAGACAACAGCAUGGAGGAAGAGUCAGAGCCCUUAUCCAAAAGACAUUCAGAUGGGAUCUUCACCGACAGCUACAGUCGCUAUAGAAAGCAGAUGGCCGUGCAGAAAUACCUGGCAGCGGUUCUGGGAAGAAGGUACAGACAGAGAGUUAGGAACAAAGGACGCCGGCUUGCCUAUUUGUAGCGUUGUUACAGCGCCCUUAAACUGCCCUCCUGUGUAUAUACAUCCAGUCGUUAAAUCAAAGUCAUUCAGAUAUAUCUGACCAACCAGUGGAUUGCGCCUGUGUUCUUUCAACAUGUAUUUAUGUAUGAAGUAAAGCCAUUAAAAUGAAUAUUUUAAUAAUAAUAUCGUUUUUUUUUCUUUUUGUACAAAAGCACUUGAUACCGCACAGUUAUACUUUGUGGACCAAUAUUUUAUUUUCAUGUUAAGAUGUUGAAAACAAAACAAAAUGACUUAAAAAAAAGAAGAACAAGAAGAAAUUAGAAAAAAAAGAUAAUUGUGCACCUUCAACAUUAUGCGCUUGAAAUCUCUAAAGGUCAUCUACAUAUGCAGAAAAUAAAUAGAUUUUAAAAAGACAAUCAAAGUAUUGAAUGUUAUACUUAUUUUUGUAACCAACGUUCUAUUUUUUUAGUGUUGUUUUUUUUUUUUGUUUUUCCAAAAACAGGCCCAAAGAAGCAGUGAGCAUGCUAUGUGAGGCACAUCCGGCUUAUUCUAAAUGAUAGAUGUUGCCCUUGUCCACCCUCCUCCUCGCUCCCUUAAUGGGAGCUCUGUGGGUUUGCAUAGCUUGCUGCCCCCCUCCAGGGGAAUUCACAUGGCUUUUGUUGAACAGCCUCUCAUUUGAUGGUAGAACUGAUUGACUUACAUGGCCAUUCAUGUAACUGGUGGUAAAAAAAAAAAAAAAGAAGAAGAAGAAAAAUCCUACACAAAUCCGACCCUCUUCUUGAACAGAAAUUUAAUUGCAGGCUUUUGCAAGGGCAUUACUGCCUUCACUAAAGAUCAAGGAAGCCCUCAAGUUGCUGUGAACAGUAUGCGGCAAACACUGCUUGCUCACUUGCCUCAGAGUCAUUUACUGUAGGGAGAUCAAUUAUGCUCGACAGGACUGUGUAAAGAAUGUGUCCAUAUGUGUGUGUAUUAUGUACAGUGCAGAAAUUACACAGUGCACAUAUUCAUCUCAACGUUGUCUGUGUUCAGUCAACAGGAAUUAUUUGGAGGGAUGUGCUUCAACUGUUGAUUGUAUUUGGGCACAAAUAUCCAGAAUGGACCCAGAACAUGUAAAGACGCAGGAAAUUAAGCAUUUUGUUGUGACAAGAGAUGGAGAGGAAAGGUAGCAUCUGAGAUACAGUUAGGGAUAUUUAUCUUAUUUCUUAUUUAUUGGUGCAUGUGGAGACUGACACCUUGCUAAUUUUGCUUAGAAACUGCAUGCCAUUGUGCUUUUUUGGAUUGUGGUGGGCUGUGCUAAGCCUAUUUCAGCACCACUCCCCCCCUCCACACCCUGAAGAUGUGUUGGGAAUGUGAACAAGGAGGGCUAGAGGUGGUGGAAACUGGUACUGCACUGACUUGUUGAAUUUUUACCUCCCCCCCUGCCGCUGUCAUUGUGGAUAUCAUAAGACAAGACACUGGACCCCCUCUUUGCUGAUUGCCUUUGUCCUGGUAGCGGUUUUUAAAUGAUUCUUUUGCUUCUAGAUUGCCGUGCUAAAUAGUUGAUUUGACAGUGCUGUGAUUCAUUGUUAAGACCAAGCUGAUCUGUGUUAGAUGUCUGCCGAGGUUUGUGCAGCGAGGAUGUGAUGAGGGGUGUUAGUGGGAGAGGAGGUGCGCAUGGAGAGGAAGAGCAGGAGACAAAGAGAUAACGUGUGUGUGAGAGAGAAGUUACAUAAGAGACGUGUUACAGCACCCACAAGCCUGAGAGAGGUUGUCGCACCUGGAUACAGGAACAAACACGAGGCGAGAGCGUCCGCCGCCUCUCCUCACCUGCCAGAGUGACAACAGGGUGAAUGAGUCUGAUAGGAAAUAUCAGAUGUUGAAUUCCCUUCACUUUGGUAUCUGCAGAAGGACGAAGAGUGUGCGAGCGAAGCCAGACGGGGCCACUCUGAGUUUCCCUCUCGCACUGGAAUGAAUGAAAAAUUCAUCCCUCCCAGCAGAGGGAUCUUCCCACUGACUUUUAUUGGAGAGAUAUGUAUUUAUUCAAUAUUAUGCAAAUGCAGCUUUAUGCACCCCUGCGAUCCUAUCAGUGGCCUGUGGGUUCCCCCCCUCCAUAGAAACGAUCAACACACUCCUCCAAUUUGGCUUUACUCUACAGGCUUUGUGUGAGUGUGUGCGUGCUGAUGUAGACGUCUGCAAAUCAGUGUGCAUCUGUGUUCACGUGUGAGGGUGUGUAUUCAAUGUUUGUGUGAAUGGGUGACCGACUGAAACGCGCAUGUGGAGGUGGAAACAGCUUUUUGGCUUUGGUGCCUUGCUUCGACGUGAGAAAAAAAUGUAAAAAAAAAUAAUGAAAUAAAAAAUUCGCCACAAGUGACAGAUGGCAAUUUUAGUGGCCCUACAAUGCUGCAGUCCAUUAGCUUACAUUGAAACUUCCUUUUACGCUCAGCUUAGUCUGCCCCAAGAGUAGUAGAAUAAGGCUUUCUUUUAAGGCAUGGCCAAUGAUUUAUCCAGUAUAUUAAAAAAAGAAAAGAUUGUAUAUGUUGAUUGAUGGAGCAGGCAAUGUAUGUGUGUGUGUGUGUGUGUGUGUGUGUGUUUGUGUGUGCAUGAGUUUGGGGUGUUCAGUGUCUGUGAGAGUUGUGAACAAUGACCAGUGUUUGUUACUGUUGAUUAUGAGGUGUUGUUGAUUAUUUUGAUAUUGGUCAGUAAUCUAUGAAUCAGAAAAAUAGCCCCGACAUAUUCUUGACAACUCUGUG